CCACGCCCUGGCCGUGCUCUGAUUGGUCUUUUAAAUUUGCAUACGGUGUUGUGAAUGGCUGGACAGAACGCAAACACAUUCUGAACCCGCCCUCUUGGCCUAACAUUCGAUAAACAACCGGCGGUGUCGCCUGAGCGGGCGGCCGAGUAUUAUCGCCUCCACUGCGGGCUAGCGGGGCCGCGGCGGCGGCGGUUUGUGUUUUCAAACGAGGACAGCACCACCGGGGAUUAUGGAGGGGACGUGUCCCUUCGUGGAGGACAGUUUCAGCCGCUUUUCCUCACAGAGCAACAUCUACGGGCUGUGCGCGGCGGGCGGACGGGACCUGCUCGCCGCUACUCUUAAAGGCAAAGUCAUCUGCUUCAAAUAUCAGGACCUCCGACAGAAAAUCCGUCCGGUUGCCAAGGAAGUCCAGUUUACCUACAUCCCGGUGGACGCAGAGAUCGUUUCCAUCGACGCGUUUCACAAAUCGCCCCCCAAGCGAGGGCUGGGUGGGAUCACUUUUAUCAAGGACUCGGGUGACAAGGCCAGCCAUUUCCUCAAUAUCUACUGUGACUACGAACCCGGUCCCGAAUACAACCUGGACUCCAUUGCACAGAGCUGUUUGAAUCUGGAGCUUCAAUUCACCCCUUUUCAGCUCUAUCAUGCAGAAGUUCAAUGCGAGGGGGGGAUUGAAACUGUGUUCUUGCUGAGUGGACAUGACCAGAGGAUUCACCUGUACAAAGAGAAUGCUUCUCUGCACCAGUUUGAGGAGCAGCCGGUGGAGAGUCUGUUCCCAGAAUUGCAGGACCUGCCCAGCAACUUGCUGUGGAUGGACGUGGUCUCUGUCCCCGGCUCCUCCCGCAGGAUCACUGCAUUCGGCUGCCAGAGUGGCUGCGUGGGCGUGGCACUCGUGGACCAGGAGAGACACGAGGUUCUGCAGAGCUGGCGGGUCCAGCAGGAUGGUCCGAUCUCCACCGUGCUGCUCUUCACCCUCCAAGAGCAGAACCAGACUGCACCCGGCUCGGGGGAGCCGCCCUUCAACCUGCUGGUCACCAGCACCAUGGAGAUGGCUGUGGUGUACCGGGACGUGCUGUCCCGGGGUCUCCGCUCCCAGGCGCUGCUCCCGGACAGCGAGCUUCACGACUCUGUGCUCUGCGCCCUUGUGACUGACCUGGACUUCGACGGGGAGCCAGAGGUGCUGCUGGGGACCUACGGGCAGGAACUGCUCUGCUACAAGUUCCUGUUUCCUGAGGAGAGGGGGCGUGGCCUGGAGGAGCCAGGGGGGCGGUUCGAGCUGGUAUGGAGGCGGAGCUUCCAGAGCCCCCUGCUGUCAAUCAACUAUGUGGACCUGACGUGUGACGGGCUGUGUGAGCUGGCGGUCAUAUCACUGAAGGGUUUUACAUGUGCUACAGGUUUUCAACCCAAAAGCUGGCUUGGUCGGACCACCUGGUAA
This is a messenger RNA of Acipenser ruthenus (sterlet), 1432 nucleotides long. RefSeq names its product kaptin (actin binding protein) (gene kptn). The record is from RefSeq and is a predicted model, not a curated record. Gene Ontology annotation, biological process: actin filament organization; cellular response to amino acid starvation; negative regulation of TORC1 signaling. Gene Ontology annotation, molecular function: actin filament binding. NCBI's taxonomy places the organism in Eukaryota, Metazoa, Chordata, Actinopteri, Acipenseriformes, Acipenseridae. Gene Ontology annotation, cellular component: actin cytoskeleton; lamellipodium; KICSTOR complex.